Salvia hispanica is the source of this 1029-nucleotide messenger RNA. RefSeq names its product ATP-dependent Clp protease ATP-binding subunit CLPT1, chloroplastic-like. The record is from RefSeq and is a predicted model, not a curated record. Lineage: Eukaryota; Viridiplantae; Streptophyta; Magnoliopsida; Lamiales; Lamiaceae.
AAGAGAAGCAAAAAAUUUCCCUCUGUUUAUCACAAUUAAGGAGAAAUUCGACGAGCCCAGAAGAAAUUUCUAGUUCCAAAGUUCUGAAGAAGAAUCCCGGAGUUAAUUAAUGGCCACUCAAGGACUGUCAGUGUUCUCAAUUACGCCCAUUUCUUCAGCUGCAUCUCAGUCCCGCACAAAAUCCUUCGAGCAAUCGUUGAAUUUCAAUCCACAGAGUACUUUUUUGGGCGCCAAGCUCUCGACCCAGCUCUCAAAUUCCAGUCUUGUUGCCUCGAAACGACGUAGUUACGCUGUCGCCACCAUCUCCUUCAGCCUGCCCAGCAUACAGACAGAUGGGCUUAAAAAUGAUGAGAGGGCCAAAUGGUCAGCUAGGGCGAUUAAAUCGUUCGCUAUGGGCGAAUUGGAGGCACGGAAGCUCAAGUAUCCGAACACCGGGACAGAGGCUCUACUCAUGGGCAUUUUGGUUGAAGGAACCAGUUUGGCAGCAAAGUUUUUGAGGGACAAUGGCAUUACACUCUUUAAGGUGCGGGAUGAGAUUGUAAAAUUGAUAGGGAAAUCAGACAUGUAUUAUUUCAGUCCUGAGCAUCCUCCGUUGACUGAACCGGCCCAGAAGGCUCUUGAUUGGGCAAUUGAGGAGAAGCUGAAGUCAGGCGAAAGCGGUGAAAUAACAGCAGCACAUAUACUUCUCGGAAUUUGGGCACAAAAAGAGGCUGCAGGUCAUAAGAUACUGGCUGGAUUUGGUUUUGAUGAUGCGAAGGCUGCAGAACUAGCUAAAAAUAUGGAUAAGGAUACAAUUUACAAGUGACCUCUUCAAUUUGUCUGAGAAUCUUGAAUCAUUCAUUCAGGUACAUUUGAAAGGGGGAAAUGGUUCUUGGCUGAAUGAUAUCGGUUUAUAGAUUAAUUUCAACAGGAAUGACGCUCUCUGUAGCUUUUGUUUCGAUUUUUCCGUCAUACACUGUAAACCCUGAUAUUCUUAAUGUCACCAUUGAUUAUACCCGUCUGCUUUAUGAAAUCGUUUCUGUAGCUUUA